Gongylonema pulchrum is the source of this 1689-nucleotide messenger RNA. The record is from the annotation of a GenBank genome assembly. NCBI's taxonomy places the organism in Eukaryota, Metazoa, Nematoda, Chromadorea, Rhabditida, Gongylonematidae.
AUGACGAGAAUUUCAGGAUCAUGUCAGGAUCAGAACGAUAUAAUCCAGAAUGUUUGUCAGAUUUAUCAGACAGUGGAAAGUGAGCGCGCGUUUCCACGACGCACCGCAUUGAUUCGUCACAGUUCACCACUUCAUCCGUUCAGUAUCUGCAAUCCGAACUUCGACGGCCACGAGCAGUGCAUUCCGUUCGUCCUGGAUUACGUGCCAUCCGGAUUAGCACCGCCAACAAUGGCGCAUCACUACUACUACAUGCUCGUUCGCAAUGCGCAGAUUCCUGGUUCGCUGAAAGAUACUGUGUAUCGUGAGUUGUACGAUACGGCCCCGCCGCAUCUCUCGACGAAGUACGAGCAGCUGCAAAACCGUUUCGGCUUAGCCCCUCCAAACGACUGUCGUAUGCUCAUGUUUGCCGUUCUGGAUUUCUGGAUCCAGCGUUGCAGGCUGGUGAAGUUCUGUCUGGACGCAACGAUGUUGCUUCCAAUACGCUUGGAAUGGGUAAACCCAAUUUUUGAAGGUACACGAUUUCGACCCUCUUCCGCAGCAAACAAAGUUUGGGAGUGCGGUACAGAAGUCGAUGAAUACGGUUGGGCAGUGGAGAUGAUACGUGCUGAACGAAUGCUUGCGUUCACCGAAAAUUGCCCUUUAAUCUUCAUCGGAGACAAUACUUCGGGUCGUCUGGUGCGUUAUCUGGAAUGGGGUAAGAGACUGGGCGAUUUUGAGGGACGAUUCCGGCGACGUUUCGAGAAUGCGGAGUUCCCGUUCAUGGAAUGCGAACGGAUGUCUGUGCUGGCACGCAUGCUUCAGAAAAUACAUUUCGGUAAUGGUUGCCUGGCUGUGGUACUAACAUCAGGAGCUCAUGAGCUUGCUGAAAACAUGGCUCCCAGAAAAUAUGCUGAAUUGCUGGAUACAGUCCUGGCCUACUUGAUGCAGUUCCAGUUGCGUAUCAUCGUCACACCGCCAACCCCGUGCACGAGGAAUGCAUCACUGUGGCUCAGAUACGUGGAGGAGCAACGUGAGUUGUGCAGUAAGUUCACCGAAAUUGAAUUCUUAGUUGCUCCAAAUCUUCGAGCUGGUGAUGAGAGACGUUCCUUUUUGGAUGCAUUACUGAUGGGCAGUCACUCGAUGGAUGAAUAUACGUGCGAUUCGGGCACAGGCUUCACCGAUUAUGGAAUCAAGAAGCUGAGCUUUUUCUUAGUUGAAGUGCUUCACAUACCGAAAACUGAAACUAAUGAGUACAGUCGAGGGAACGGAAGAUCGAUGGGUAGAGCAGCGCAGUACGAUGAAUACCAUGGUGCAGCUAAUAGGUUUCAUAUGAUCAAUAAGCCAUCAAAAAUGCGCUUUACGGAAGCACAGAAGCAGGGCUGGUUUCCACCAAGUCUGGAUUAUGAGCCACUAGAUGACGGGCCGUCGUCAUACGGUUUUGAAAAUUCCAGGAGAAAUUUCACGGCUUCUGAAAGAGCAUUUGAGCAGGCGACAAAGUACUCGGGGCUGGCUGGCUAUGGACCGUACGCUGACUUGCCACCGAACUUGCUACCGAAACGUCGUCGCAGAAAGAAGACAGAAAAGAUGGAAGAAGCGGAAACUGAGGCAGGGCCCGGCCCGUAUGAGUUGAGCUACCGAUCGUCGAGUAAAGCACGACGUGAACGGCGAAUACGGGCACGUGCGCGUGCUGCCGCUAUUGUUGGCGAGUAG